CAUAGGUGCAGUAGAGACAUCACACAAUACACAUCACAUUGGUUCGUUUUGCGCCGGAAGAUCCAAGAACUAGAUGAAACUGCCCUGAUGUUUCUGACGUUUCUAGGGUUGUUUCAGCUGUUCAUGAUGUCGUCAGCGACUAAUGGCCCAUCAUCAGAAGCUGACACUGACAGUGAGCAGACUCAUCAGUGUGGGGAGGCGGAGCCAGGCACUAGCCGAGGGCGGGAUGACGAAGAGGGCGAAAAUUUGGAGGACGUAGCUGCGGACAUCUAUGAUUUGAUCAAGGACAUUCGAGACCCAGAGAAACCCAACACCUUGGAAGAACUGGAGGUCGUCUUUGAGGAAGGGGUCAAAGUUCACCCAAUCAAGGGUCAGUCCGAUAGGUACAUCAUCCGUGUAGAGUUCAAGCCAACGGUCCCGCAUUGUUCACUUGCAACGUUGAUCGGUUUGUGCAUUAGGGUAAAAUUGGAUAGGAGUCUUCCACAGAAACAAAAGGUUGACAUUUUUAUCACCAAGGGAACACAUGCGACAGAAAAUGAAAUUAAUAAACAAAUCAACGACAAGGAGAGGAUAGCCGCAGCUAUGGAGAACCCCAACCUGAAGGAACUUGUUGAGAAGUGUGUUGCAGACAAUGACACUUGAAACAACUUGUACAAGCUGUAACCCAUAUACUAGCCAAAGCCAUAAAUUAUGGCUUUGUAAAACAUGGACAAUUUUGUCCGAUAGAGGGCCAGUCUGUAGUCCUCUGUAUACCUCAACAACUCACUGUUACUUGUUAGCUGGGCAGUGCUAUUGUAUAGGAUUACCCUGUGAAUGGCUCCAGCCCAUUAUGUACACUAUAAGUUAUCCUGCGAAAGCGAGUAGAACACGGAAUAAAGUAGUGCGUCUGUGUCCCACAUACCACAAGGGCCAUGUUCAGGCAAGGACCAUAGUCGACUAGUGGUUGAUUUGUGACGUACCUUACGCCUGCGCACUGAUAGCAACGUGCGAACGUCUCUAGUCAAACGCUGGUCAAAAUGUCA
Messenger RNA from Patiria miniata (bat star), 1022 nucleotides. RefSeq names its product cytosolic iron-sulfur assembly component 2A-like. The transcript is spliced from 6 exons. The record is from RefSeq and is a predicted model, not a curated record. NCBI's taxonomy places the organism in Eukaryota, Metazoa, Echinodermata, Asteroidea, Valvatida, Asterinidae. Bases 88 to 642 code for a protein of 184 amino acids.